Molecule: messenger RNA, 267 nt
Organism: Knipowitschia caucasica
Lineage: Eukaryota; Metazoa; Chordata; Actinopteri; Gobiiformes; Gobiidae
Source: the annotation of a GenBank genome assembly
AUGGUUGGCGCAGCUUUAGCCGUGUGUGUGUGUGAGUGUGGUUUGCGCAUGCUGAAGCGAGUGGAGCACAAAGCUGGAAGGACGUUAGGCGCUGAUUCUGCUGGAGUGCUGGGUGUUCUGAUCCGGGUAGUGGCUGAUUCUGCUGGAGUGCUGGGUGUUCUGAUCCGGGUAGUGGCUGAUUCUGCUGGAGUGCUGGGUGUUCUGAUCCGGGUAGUGGCUGAUUCUGCUGGAGUGCUGGGUGUGCUGGGUGUUCUGAUCCGGCGCUGA